Molecule: messenger RNA, 6711 nt
Organism: Epinephelus fuscoguttatus (brown-marbled grouper)
Lineage: Eukaryota; Metazoa; Chordata; Actinopteri; Perciformes; Serranidae
Gene: gpr12
Product: G protein-coupled receptor 12
Exons: 2
Coding region: 418-1440 (340 amino acids)
Biological process (GO): G protein-coupled receptor signaling pathway
Cellular component (GO): membrane
Molecular function (GO): G protein-coupled receptor activity
Source: RefSeq, a predicted model, not a curated record
UACAGACAUUUAGCUCUUUAGCGGAGUUCAACCGGUCUCUGUGGGUCCGGCCCAUUUGGGACUCCUCCUUCAUCAUCGACCCCCUCCUCCCCUCCCCUCCUCUCCACACAGACACACGCACACCUCCUCCCUCUUCCUCUCUUCCGCCGCUGCUCCGCUCGCUGCUCCCUGCACAGCCGCAGUCCACGGCGAUGCGCCGUUAACGGCAGAGCCGCUCCGCGCUCUUUUCUUCUUCUUCCAUCAUCCCCGCUUUCACAGCAGAGAAGGACCAGCAUCCCCCACCUCCUCCUCCUCCCCGGGCUGCGUCUCUGUCUGCCGGCGCUGCACCAUCCCUUAUCAAUACCAUGGAGAUACAAGGCUGUCGUUCUUCCAUCUAGACGGGAAGUCUCACCUCACAGAGUCAAGACGGGGGCCACAAUGAGUGAAGAGCCACCAGUCACCCCCAGCUGGUUGACCCCUGACCCCACAGCAUGGGCCAGCGGAGGCGGGGGACCGAUGGACAACAGCACCAGCCUGGGGACGUUUCCGGACGCUCUCCCGCCCAGCCAGCUGCCCCUGCUGGUCAACCCCUGGGACAUUGUGCUGUGCUCAUCUGGGACUCUGAUAGCCUGUGAGAACGCCCUGGUGGUGCUGGUGAUCUGGCAGAACCCGGCGCUCAGAGCUCCCAUGUUCCUGUUGAUCGGCAGCCUGGCGCUGGCCGACCUCCUGGCCGGCCUGGGCCUGGUGCUUCACUUCACCUGUGCCUACUUGCUCCACUCCGACUCGGCCCAGUUGCUGACCGUAGGUCUGGUGGUGGCCUCCUUUUCCGCCUCUGUCUUCAGCCUGCUGGCCAUCACCAUUGACCGCUACCUGUCGCUGUACUAUGCCCUGACCUACAACUCAGAACGGACAGCGGCCUUCACCUACACCAUGCUCGUGCUGCUGUGGGGCCUCUCGCUGUGUCUGGGCCUGCUGCCGGUCACAGGUGUCAACUGCCUGGCGGAGGAGGCGACAUGCAGCGUGGUGCGGCCGCUCACAAAGAACAACAUCGCCGUGCUGUCCGUCUCCUUCCUGCUGCUCUUCGGCCUCAUGCUGCAACUCUACGUUCAGAUCUGCAAGAUCGUGAUGCGCCACGCUCACCAAAUCGCCCUCCAGCACCACUUCCUGGCUGCCACACCCCACUACGUCACAACACGGAAAGGCGUGUCCACGCUGGCCAUCAUCCUUGGUACCUUUGCGGCCUGCUGGAUGCCAUUUACUGUCUACUCCCUAAUCGCUGACUACACCUACCCUCCGCUCUACACCUACGCCACGCUGGUGCCUGCCACCUACAACUCUGUCAUCAACCCGGUCAUCUACGCCUUCAGGAACCAGGAGAUCCAGAAGGCGCUGUGGCUGGUGUGCUGCGGCUGCGUGCCUGCCAGCGUGGCCCAGCGUGCACGGACCCCUAGUGACGUCUGACCAAGCAGACCCAGGUGGGAAGAGAGAGGCGCCCUGAGUCAGCUCUGCUCUGCACCGGAUGUGUCUGGUGUCAAAGAGAGCAGCAGCAGGGGAGGUCAGGGGCAGUGGCAGAGGGCUGUGGCCUCAGUCCUGGCUGUUAGUGGCAGGAGCAGUUUUCUUAGUUAUCCACAGCCCACCUGGAUGGAUGACGUUUUUUUCUUUGUUACACUCACCAUAGGGCAAAGUGUCUCACUGUCUUCCCCAGCAAAGGCGGCCACUGCAUCCCGCCCCCUCCCGUUCAACCCGUGCCACGCCCUUUCUCUGCUCUGCAGAGAGCGCUGAGUGCAUCACAUGUUACAGGCAGCAGCUGUAUAUACAAUGUGCAUAUAGUUAACAGCACGGGAGCUUUGGUUGACACGUGCUUGUUUUUUUCUUCAAACAGGGAGGGAUUAUUAGUUUGCGCCGCUGUGCGCGCGUGCGUAAAAGCGCACGGCAGAUUAACUAAGCAGUGUGUGCAGUGAGGAGAAGAGAGCGGCUGCAGCUCAAUACGCAGGCAUUUCCACAUAAAGCCCGUCUGGAGCAGCAUCCCGGCGCUCUGCUGCUGCACUCUGAACGUGCGUCGAAAGCUAAACAGCCUCGGAGAGCUAAAAAUAGACCUCUCUGAUCCGCACCCUGCGUCCUGCACAGACGCGGAGAAAGAAAUCAAGUCGUUUCUUUUUCUCUCCUCGCCUCUCAUUUUUUUUUAUUUGUCCUCUUUUCUCUGUUGAUUGUGCGUGAGUGUGUUUUAGUUCAUCGCGUGUCUGGGAGGCUUAAGACAAAGCCCCAGGAGACCCCACCAUUAACCCCUCCUCCAUUUUUUAUUAUUAACGGAGGCACCAAACCCAAUAUAAACCUAUUGGAUUAUGUAACCACCUUAUAUCCCUCCUGUCUCACCUUUUGAAUGGAGAUUGCUCAUGACUUUUUGAAUGUCUGGAGAUUGUUACGUAAUUUUUAAUAAUAACUUAAUUGAGAAACCCCACAAAUUUGAACAACACCUUGAUUUAUAAGGUAAUUUUAAAAGGAUAACACAGAUAUUUAAUACAUUCACCUUAAAGGAUUUUAAAUCAACGUGCUUAUGAUCAGAUCACCACAAACCUGUCGACGAAAUAGCAAAAUUAUAUGAUUUUUAUGUGGAAAUCUGCAAAAAUCUGAAUGUAUUUCCAUUUAUUUGACCCUCCUGGCUUCUACAGAGCCUCACACCAACCACAUGAUAUCUGAUCUGCAUGCUGGACUCGGGUGUAAUUUGCAUGCAGCAAGCACAGAUGCCCUCUUUUCCUCCUGAGUUCAGUGUGGUAGGUCACACUGGCCACUGCAGGCCAUGUGUCAUGGUACCCUGAUGUCAUCAUGACCCUAAUAAUUUUGUUUAUGUACACAGUGUACCUCACAUGUAUCAUUGAAUGAGCUACAAUCAUCACUUGAUGGUCACAAGAGUUGCACCCUUUUAUGAGAAAUGUGGAGUUUUUAAAAAUAUUUUUGCAGUAUAGUGCGGAAACGUUUGACGUUCAGAGGCUUUGAUCGUGAUUUGAGUUCAGCUAAGUGCAAUGGAAGCCCACAUCACAACACCUACCAGCUGCUCUGAGUUAGUCGUCCAUUAUGUUUUGGUCCCAAGAUUAGUUUGCAAAUCCCGAUAAGCAUGCAUGCUAAUUCUUUGUCCCUUCAUAUCUUGUCAGCAAUAACUAGCCUACGAAUGGUAGUUAUUUUAUUUUUUAGAUGUGAAGCAAUACUCAGACAGCAAUAACAUCCACGUCCCGCCAUGACUUCUUCCUGCAGAGUGAGGUACCGUAAUGGCUGCUCAGGUGGGGAUGUGUUGUAGUGAAUGGGCUCAGUGAUGCUUCAGUGAUACAUCUUCUAACAGGUGAUAGGAUAAUCACUCCUGGGCUGGACAAAGUGGACGAGAUCAAACGACUCAUUCGUCACGGUGACACCACUGCCUCAUUCCUCCGCAAUGUUUUUUUCCUUCCGACCUAAAAUCGAAUCAUUCGUCACACAAGGAUGAAACUUCUGUCGUCGUUGCCUCUGCCUUUUGUGAGCAUAUGAACUGUCCUGAGUGUUGUAACCUCAAGUAUCCGUGUGUGAUCUGAGACUGUGUUUUUCGUGCAUACCGUAUGAGUUGCAUGGCCUCUGGGUGUGUGCAUGUGUGUGUCCUUGUGCGUGUGUGUGUGUGUCUGUGAUCCAGCAGCUCAGUAGACCAUAAUCUGUCUCCUUGUUGAGGUGGGGGGGGUGAAAACAGGGCUGAGGAAUAUAACUUCCUGUUGACCCCCCUGACCUUUGAGGAUAAUGCUGCCAGUCUUCCUGUCAAUUCUGAGAGAAGUGGCCUCGUUACGUGUGUGUAGAGCUUUGUCGAAGAGAGAUGGGACUAGGACGUGGAAGCUCCAGCACUUCAAGCCAAAGUGAAAGGGACUCUGAAUGAACUGGGAUCCUAGUCCUGCUGUGUUCUCCGUCUCCUCUAUAUCACUAAUAUUCUACUUUAAAUCAAUCUAGUCUGGUUGAGGCAGGCGUCCGUUAAGUGACCUCUGAAUGAUUCUAUGAGCUAAAAAUGGUCACUUCCAAAUACAAAGAUAAUGCUUCCUCUUUCCUUCCUUGCCACCUCCCCUCGAGCCUGAUAGAGGCCUUUGAGGAGGAUCUUUCCGGCCUCAGAUUAAACGAUUAAAAUAAAAAGGGGAGUGAGUAAGGAAAGCAGAGGAGUAGCAUUUCUGAGCAUUGGAAUGUGAACUUGUGCACAGUGUCAGACUGAAUCCUGUCAUUAUUCGAUGAGCACCAACAGGUCAGGCUGGCACAUCACAAACCAUCACAAACUCUUAUUCCUUUACCUUUGGAGAAAAGUCUAUUUUGUUAUAUUCAUUCAAAAGUUCUAUUUUUUUCCACUUUAGUCUGGCCUGAAUUCUUUCUGAUGUUGUAUAAUAUGACGUUGUAUGUAAAGCCUUUUUCUGAAUGUAGUAAUAAUCAACUUGUUUCACUGAUAUCCCCUCCUCUCGACUCAUUUGUUUCUGUAAAUACAGCAUGCUGAAGAGGAGGGACUUUAUACCACCGUGCAUGGUGCUACCAAAGCCAGUCAAACCAUGUAGGAUGAAUUGGGUUGCACCAUUUUUCUCGAAUGACAUUUCUCCACCUCGGCUGUUAGUGUGGUCUUCUGUUAGGUUUCACUUUCCACGCUUCAAUAUGCACCAGUUUGUAAUGGUUGGGUAAAGAAACAGUGUGUAAGAUUUAGGGGGAUUUAGUGGCAUGUAGUUGUGAGGACUGCAGAUUGCAACCAGUUUAAACUUCUCCCUGUUAGAUUACCUUCUGUUUCCAGCAUUCAGGAGGUUUGAACCAGGAGCCGAAUUAUCUGCAGAAGUCUCUUCCUCUCAAACACAAACUGACCAGGUGAUUUAAACCGGUAAAACCACUGAAUAAAGCAGCUUCACGUUACAAAUUGGUUUUUCUCCUAUGCUGUUUGGCAUGUUGGAGACAGGCCGCUUGCCCAGCACCUGCCAGUGUGUGCUCACCUUUUGUCUCUGAUGACUUAAGAUCCAGAAGUUCAGGAGAUUUUUACUGUGAGUCGAAUUAUCCGUAGAGGUCUCCUCCUCUCCAAAGCAAACAGGCCAGGUGAUUUAAACCAGUAAAACACUGAAUUAAGUAGCUUGAGGUUUAAUCAAAAGGUUUCUCCUAUGCUGUUUGCCAUGCUGGAGACAAGCUGCUAGUCCAGCACCUGCUAAUGUGUGCUCACCUAUUUUCUCUGAUAACUCAGCAUCCAGACGUUCAGGAGGUUUUUACCGUGAGCCAAAUUAUCCGUAGAGAUCUUCCCCUCUCCAAAAUAAACAGACCAGAUGAUUUAAACUGGUAAAAACAGAAACAGUUUCUUGUUAUAAAUCAGUGUUUCUCUUAUGCUGUUUGGCAUGUUGGAGACAGGCCGCUAGCCCAGCACAUGCUAAUGUGUGCUCACCUUUUCUCUCUGAUGACUUAAGAUCCAGAUGUCCAGGAGGUUUUUACCGUGAGCCGAAUUAUCCGCAGAAGUCUCUUCCUCUCCAGAACAAAUGGACCAGUUGAUUUAAACCAUAAAAACACUGAAAAAAGGAGUUCCACGUAAAAAAAAAAAAUCUGUGUUUUUCCCAUGCUGCUAACUACAGUGGCCAACACAAAAACAAGAGAACAUGAAAGGCCUUAUGUAGAGUCAGUGUUUGGUUUGUCAGUCCUGGGCUACUGUAGAAACAUCACGUUCCAAUAUGGCAAUAUCCAUAGACGAGGACCUGCUCCUUAUGUAGAUAUAAAUGGCUCAUUCUAAGGUAACGAAAACACAGUGAUUCUUAUUUUUCAGUUGAUUACACACUAAAGAAAACAUACUUGUUAUUUCAUAUUCCAGUUCUGCUAAUAUAUCCCCCUGAAUUCUACACACUGACACCUUAAAGGAUGGUUGAUUGGCUACAUGUGGGUUGUGAAAAUAUUUGGUACUUUAGACUUUCUCUGAUUGGUGAAUGUCUUUCUCUCGUGCAGCCGAUAGUAUUGUUGAGAUUCUCAUGACUGUGCAGGUGUGAACAAGGGCUUUGUAUCCAAGAAUAGCAAAAGACUGUGAUGUUGGAUGUAAUACUUCUCUGUAUACACACACCUGUUUAUCUAUUUAUGGUUCGCAGUGUACUAGUACACAAAGCUGUGUACAAAGCAACUUGGGGAAACGUGUAGCCAACGGUGGGUGGGUGGAGGUGUCUUUCUGAUGUUACUAAUCUAGAGCUAAAUAUCAAAACACUCAAGGGCCUGUGAAUGUGUGUGCGUGUGUGUUUUAGGGGCGGGGGUUGGAGAAGGGAGGACGCCACAGUUAACAGCAUCUUGUGUAGACGUAUGCGUAGUUUUCAAUGUGAAAUGCACUUUAUUUUUUGGAUGAAAAUGGCACAACAAAUUAAGUAUCUGCAAAAUGAAACAUAUAAACGAUAAUCAACAUGCACUAACUUAACUGAGAUAUUGUAAAACAACAAAAAACAAAAAAAAAACAUUUGUGUGAACGUGGUGUCUAUUUUUCCAAGGUGUUAGUUGUACUUUUUAUUGCUUUGGUUAGUUCACUCAAUUGAGAGAUCUUGUUAAUUUUGUAUUAAAAAACUAAACAUGUGCUGUGCAUAAAAACUCCUGCCUCGACUAAUUUGUUCAUCCUCGCCCUGGCUCCGUGCCCCCCUUUUCACACUCUUCUGUUUCCCUGGCAACUCCCUUCUUAGCUGUACUGUUACUAUGGAAACUGAAGUCUUAGUGCCAGGUAUGUGUCGUCUCUAUGACGACAGUGGAACAGUA